CCAUGUUAAGAAUUUCUAAGACUUUAUUAUCUACUCUGACAAAGUUUAAUCAAUUCAGUUAUCAUACAAUAAAUGAUUAAAUUAAACUUACUGACUUCUGUAUUCAGGUACAUUAGAUGAAUAAUGAAGGAAAUUAAAAGAAAACAAGUAACCAAAUUUCCAAAUAAAUUCUUGAGAUUAGGAGUUGAUGGUGCAUGUAAUAUUAAAUUGUAUAUCUUAUAGAAGGAUGUUCAGGAUUUAAAUACUCAUUUAAUUUUGAUGAUUAAAUUUUAGAAGAAGAUUAUGUUCUCAAAAUAUAAAAUGAAAUAAUUUUUGUUGUUGAUGAAAUUACACUCAAAUUUGUUAAUGGAUGUAUUAUUGAUUAUGAAGAUAAAAUGAUCAGAGCUGCAUUUUAUGUAUCUUAGUCAUAUAAUAUAUUUUAGGUCUAAGAAAAUCCAAAUGCAGAAAAAUCAUGUAGUUGUAAAGCAUCAUUUGCUCCAAAACCUGAGUUAUUAUGAC
Messenger RNA from Paramecium pentaurelia, 498 nucleotides. The record is from the annotation of a GenBank genome assembly. NCBI's taxonomy places the organism in Eukaryota, Ciliophora, Oligohymenophorea, Peniculida, Parameciidae.